Messenger RNA from Amphibalanus amphitrite, 3311 nucleotides. Its product is annotated as cell surface glycoprotein 1-like. Bases 478 to 2664 code for a protein of 728 amino acids. The record is from RefSeq and is a predicted model, not a curated record. The transcript has 3 exons. Lineage: Eukaryota; Metazoa; Arthropoda; Thecostraca; Balanomorpha; Balanidae.
GGUACACAACUGCCGAUAUACGAAGUCAAAUAUUAAACGCGCAUGCUCCUAAAUCCUAAAUUUAGGAGCUCAUUGCUCCUAAAUCCUUGCGACCGCAGACGCUUAAAAAAUAUUUCCACAGGAUUAUCCGAAGGAAAUGGCCGCAUUGUUAACCAUAGGUACUCCUGAAGCGUCCUUCUAAAUAAUCCACAGCCAGUCCUGUCUAUUGGACAGCGCCUGUGUCCAGAUGCCUCCCAGAUACCUCCCACACAAACCACAGUCCAGUCGCGACUCUGGACCCGUAAAACCUCGACAGGAUGCGUUCCGUCGAGCGGCACGGCCCUGCCGCAGCUGCGCAGCCUUCCGCGGCGACCCGGGCCGAGCGGAUGCGGGUACGAUAGGCGGCGCGGCGCCGGUCACGGCGGCAGAGAGCUGACCCUGCCGGCGGUCCGCAGUCUGCGCAGUCGCAGCGCGCCUGCCGGCCGCGACACACUCAGGAUGACCGUGAACAGGCUGCUGCUGCUGCUGGCCGCCCUGGCCGCUGUCAGCGCCGCAGCGGCUGUCCCAGUCGCCGUGACUGUGCCUGCCGACCUGGAGACAGACGGGUCGCUGGCGCCGGCCGCCGGGUUCGAGCUGGACCCCAGUCUCCUGCAGCAGACCGGCGCCGCUCUGGCCACUCAGCACAGCCAGCUGAUGGCUGACACCGACGUAUUCGGGCUGUACCGGGACGGCCCUCCCUCCGGCUCGGCUCCGUCGGCGGCCGGAGGUCUCGGCCCCGUCAGCUCGGCACCGGCCGCCGGAGGUCUCCAAAAAGGGCUGGCACCGUCACUGCUUCUCAACGGUCGUAUGCUGGCACCGUUUCCCGGGCCGUUUGCAGAUGAUAUGUUGAAACUGCCGCGAGUUCAAGGGAUAUCCGAAGCGCGGAGCGAUAAUAAGGCUAAGACAGCCACAGAAGAGGGUCAGACACCGGAGCAAGAUGCCGGCGGUACGACCAGUCAGACUGUCGGUCUUUCUCAGCAGCCGGAGGAGGCAGAGCCAGUGCCGUCUGCACAGCCGGAGACACUGGCCACAGGACCAGAAUCGCUCUCAGACGUAUCUCCAGGACAGACAGCCGAGACUCAAAACUCGCACACAGAACAUAAAUCCCAGCCAGCUCGACUCCAAGAGGCGGUGUCUGCAGAAGAGACUGUCGUGCCACGUCGUCGUCAGACUCGAGUCGCCGGUCAGCCGCAGCCGCUCCAGUUCCCUGACACCCAUAUCUUCUGUCUUCUGCCGGAGCCGGGUCGACACCGCGGUGCGAGACCGGCUCACGGUAAAGAUGAGCACUCUGACCCGGCGCAGGCGUCACCACCCGCAGUCGAGUCGGGAGAGAAGCACGCUCCGAGCCCAAGAGGACAAAAGGCCGCCACCGCCGGGAGUCCAGUAGUGCCGGCCUCGCGACGGGUCGAACCGGUGCCUUCGGGGGCUGAUAACAACCCGCUGCUGCCCCCUCUGCCCCCGCUAGAUCCGGACCAGCAGAGGCCGCUUUUCUUCCAGCCGCAGCUCGGUCAGAAUUUCGGCCCAUCUCAGCAGACCGAGCCGGAGGACCGCAGCUCAGUGUUCGACCAGUUCUGGAACCAGCUAGGAGCUGACAUCCCUGAUCAGCCUACAUUCGACACCGUACCCGACACUGACCCCGAUUUACAGCUAGACCCCUCGACAUUCGGUCAGAUGCCUAGUCAGGACCAGUCAGCGGACGGCGCGGCGCAGGGACCACAGGAGCGGAUAGCGAGUCCGACUUUCUUCGCGCCGUAUCCCCGUCAGAGUCGCUACCCUCAGCGCUCCACCGGGUACUACAGCACGCCCAGCCGGUCGCCAGUCGCUCCCGGUCGGUGGGGGACGACGGGCGGCUGGCCGGCCGGCUCAGCCUGGUCGCACGGCGGCCGCUCUGGCCGGACGCACCGCACGGCGUACCCAGCACCAUGGAGGGGUCCGGGGCGGGGUCCUACCGGCGCCAGCGGCUGGCCGUGGCCCGCGCUGGCUACAGAGAGCCGCGGCCCGCCGCGUCAGGUGCCCAGCUCGGGAGUGUACCUGGUACAGCAGUCGGGCCAGUGGCCGCGGCCGGCCGGGUACCCGCUGUACUCGCAGUGGUACCGGCCGGCCGUGGUGCCUCUGCCCGGCGGCGGCUCGGGCGGCUCGGGCGGGGGAGGCUGGUGGUCGGCCGGCCGGUUCGUCCGCCCGGCCACGGCUAUGGCCACCAGUGAGGAGUCGGCCGGCGCCGGCUCGCCACCGCUCUCGGCCGACUGGCCCUGGCCGGCCGUCUCCAUGCUCGGUGGCCGGGACGCGCUGGUGGUGACCGGACUGGGUCGCAGCUCCGGAGCCAUGGCGCGCGCCGGCGGACAACACGGCUGGCCGCCGGUGGCCAUGGCGACUGCCGGAGGCUCGCGCACCGGAGGAGGCUACUCGCGGGCCUCUACCGGCGGCUUCGACCUGAUCUUCGAGGACGGCAUGUUCCACACUGGACCGAUGGCGCUGAGCAGGUCUCCAGAGGAGUACGUGCCGCCGCCAAAGAAGCCCAAGAAGCCGAGCUCUGAAUCAGGUGAAACUGCGACUGAGGACGAACUGGAGGACGUUGACAAACCAGCGGAGAGCGGGAGCGAGGCGGAGGACGGCGCCUUUGAAGGCUCCGGGGCAGAGGAGGAGUAACUCUCUGGUAGGAGAAGAGAUGAACAGAACCACCGUCUGAAUACUAGUAGGUCGCGGAGCCAAAAUGAUGCAUCAGUUAUAACUGGUAAGCUGAUAUCGUGUAGACUAGCCCUGCGAAUAUGAGUGAAGCCGGGGUACGAGCCACUGCCAGAGCCGAGUACGAAUAGGUCUGUUUGACGGUAGGUAAGAUUGAUAUUUCAGUAUUUAAUAGCCCGUGCUUAAUUACAGAUUGGAAAGGUAUGAUUCAGCAGGUGUGAGUACACAGUGUUCUUGCUUUGUGGUUUUACUGUAUACGAAUCCUAAUGUUCAUACUUCCUGCAGAGCCUCUAAAGUUAAAAUUUUCGUGCUAAUGACAGUGCAUGCUGGGACCGCUUUGAGAAUGUAUGGUGCGCGCGCAAAGGUUUCUUCUUAAUGUACCUGAGUCAUUUCAAAAGACUAAGGAGCCGACUAUGAUGCAGAAAUUCACUUUUGCAUAAAGCUGUUUUGAUGACCUGCUGUUUGAUAACUACGACAUAUUGUUUGAGAAAAUGGCUAGCAGUCUCAAUCUCCAAAACUGCCACACAAAUUGACCUCGCUCUCACUUCGACGCUGUGUCUACAGACAACAAUAUGUGUCGUGUUAUGGCUUUGAAUAUAGACAGAAAAUUA